Messenger RNA from Limulus polyphemus (Atlantic horseshoe crab), 1814 nucleotides. RefSeq names its product putative sodium-coupled neutral amino acid transporter 7. Gene Ontology annotation, molecular function: amino acid transmembrane transporter activity. Bases 252 to 815 code for a protein of 187 amino acids. NCBI's taxonomy places the organism in Eukaryota, Metazoa, Arthropoda, Merostomata, Xiphosura, Limulidae. The transcript has 4 exons. The record is from RefSeq and is a predicted model, not a curated record. Gene Ontology annotation, biological process: amino acid transmembrane transport.
CUUCCAGCUCUUUUGGUGUUAUAUCACUUUUCUACGUCGUAUUUCUUAUCAUUUACGAGUAUUUCGUAGGGAAUUACACUCCAGGUCCAGUGAGAACAAGUCCUGCAGUAUGGACUGAUGUGUUUCAAGUGGUGCCUACCAUUUGCUUCGGUUACCAGUGCCACGUGAGUAGUGUUCCUGUAUACUCCUGCUUAGCUGACAGAAGAGUCACCAAUUUUCUUCGCACUGUCCUCGUGGCUAUCGGAUUGUGCAUGUUCACAUAUUCUGUAGCUGCAACAGCCGGUUACUUGACCUUUGGUUCUCACGUGACAAGUGACAUUUUGGAAUCGUACGAUGCCAAAGAUACAGUAGUCAUGAUAGGGAUGGCUGCUUUAGGAGCCAAAAUGUAUACUACCUAUCCCAUCGUACUGUUCUGUGGAAGAACGGCCAUAGAUGAUUUAUACACCCAAGUAAGAGGAAUUCCACCAGAGGACGCUGUUAAAAAUGAACCUUGUAGAAGAAUUGUCAUCGCUUUAGUCUGGUUUAGCUGCUCUUUAACCUUAGCUCUUUUAAUACCCAACAUUGGAGUUGUGAUCGAAUUUGUGGGGAGUUUGGCAGCAGUUUUCAUCUUUAUUUUUCCAGGCCUCUGCCUUUUAAAAGUGACUCUGAAGAAGGACCCAGGACUUUUUUAUUUCAAGAACAAGUUCUUUAUUGUUUGGUCAGUAUUUUUUCUGGCCAUUGGAACAUGUAUUUUUUUCUUGGUAUUAACACAAGCAUUGAUAAAACAAAUUUCUGGAAAUGAUGUAGCGGGAAAACCCAACUUCUGCCAACAGUGACCAUCACUGAUUAUUGAAAACGAUGGUUCCAAUCACUUAUUGCCAUUUGGUUUGAUAUACCUUUUAGGGUUACGUGUACAUACCUUUGUUUGUUAGUUUGUUGUUGUUUUGUUUUUCUACUUAUUUGCCUUUCUACAGUCGUUUUCAAUUAGAAAACUCGGUGACUCUCUUGACUUAAAAUACAUUGGCAUAGCAGUGUGUCAUCAAGGUGAGAAGACGAAUCCAUAUACGUAGUUUACGAAAUGAGGCUUAACUGUGUAAACAGAGGUUUUAGCUUAUACAGUGGUGUUGUUAUUAUUUUAUCAAUAAUCGUGGCAUAUAUAACAAACUGAAGGCAACGAAACAGCAAUUUUUCAAAGGCUGACAAAAAUUAUUUAACUCAAAAAAUAUCGAGGGUCCACGUGGACUUCAUGAGCAGUUUUUAAACACCUUUUACGAAAGUAUUUCUGCGCCAAAUUGCUUGACUUUAUUAGUUAUAGAGCCUAAGAUAACAUGAGUCACACAAUAAACGUAAGGGAAAAUGUCAUGAAUGUUGAUAUUAAUUUUACUAAUUCUUCUUUGGGGGUCGUGUAUGUAUUUCACGUAGAAAAUGAAUGAUUUCGCCCGAUUUGUUUUUGAUCAGUUCUCUAUAAUCUGGGUGUUGUAGCAGAGAAAAACGUACAAUUACUGAGUAUGUUGAAAUGUAUAAAAAUAACGGUAAUUUGAGGUUUAAAAGCGUUUAAUCGUUUUUGUUUUUUCUUCUGUACAAAUAAAUUUUAGCGGGACAAAUUUAAGCUUUGUCGGUUAUGACCCGUUGAAUUAAUACUGAGAGUAGUUGAUAAAUGUUUCGUGACAGCAUCAAUAUAAGCGUAAUACAAUCUCCCACUAGAUACGAUUUUGGAAAAUAUAUGUAUAUUUUCUUAUAGCAAAGGUCCCCCAGUGGCACAGCGGUAAGUCUGCGGACUUGCAAUGCUAGAAUCCGGGUUUCGAUAUCCGUGGUGAGCAGAGCACAGAUAGCCC